Messenger RNA from Helicoverpa armigera (cotton bollworm), 1247 nucleotides. RefSeq lists its product as uncharacterized. The transcript has 3 exons. The record is from RefSeq and is a predicted model, not a curated record. Lineage: Eukaryota; Metazoa; Arthropoda; Insecta; Lepidoptera; Noctuidae. Bases 145 to 747 code for a protein of 200 amino acids.
UAUGUAUAUUACUAUACUCUAUGGUCAGCCCCCUCUGUUGUGUAGCUCGGACGUGUUUUAUUAUGAUCUUUUCAAGUUCGGCCUCAAAAUCAUAAUAGUAGUACAUACAAUUAUGUUAGAAACAGUGGAAACUAUCGGAUAUGUAUGACAGACAUGAGUGCCGUGUUAACUAGGUGGAGAGUUAGUUCAGAGCAACUUGACUUACUGGUAUCGUUUAUGGAAGAACACCCAGAUUUUGCAGCCGGCAAACAAUCUAUUUACUCUCGGUUCAGUUCUAGUAAGCUCUGGCGGCUGCUAGCGGAGCGGCUGAACGCUGCGGGUAUCGACAGCGGCGGAGCACGCAAGUCCCCCGACAAAUGGUGCCGGUACUGGGCAGACAUUAAAUACAAAGCUCGUAAGAAAGCGGCUGCUGGUGGAGCACUGGGAGACCUUUCUAGUGUUGAGGAACGUGUCCAGAAUAUAUUCAACAGCAGUAGUCGGGAAUACGAGCGCGGGUGCGGCACGGUGCGCGCGCGAGGCUCCGACGACGACAUGUGCAGCGAGGGCUCCGCGCCGCCGCCCGACGCGCCGCGCCUCGCCACCGAGGAGCUGCUGGCCGAGGCCGCCAUGCGCAGCGCGCUGGCCGCCGAGAAGCAGGCCGAGGCCGUGGCGCAGGCCGUGGAGCUGCUGCGCGAGCUGCUGGCGCUGCUGCGCGAGCGGCCGGCGGCGCUGGACCCGCUGGCGCCGCUGCACCACCACCGCCUGUAGCUAGCGCAGGCCGCACAGCGCGGCGACGCGCGCGUACACGGCGUCGGCGCGGGCGCGGGCGCGGACCGCCCCGUGGCGCAGCACGUCGCGCACGUGCUGCGGCCGCGCCAGCAGGCGCCGCGCCUCGUCGCGCACGGGCGCCAGCGCGCCGCACAGCGCGCCCGCCACCACGCGCUUGUACUGCGCCGUGGUCAGCCCCUCGGCCUCCAGCACCGCCUCCUCGGGCAGCUUGUCGGCCGCGAGGCAGUGGAUCGCCACCAGGUUGGACACGCCGGGUCUGCUCUGCGGCUCGAACGUCACCUGCGAAAGUUUGCGAUUCACAUUUGUCUGAUAAGACGCGAUUGGACCUUUUUCAUACAGAAUCACUUUAACAAAAAUUUAUUUCUAUUAUAAAAUAAAGUCCUCUAUUCAGUCGUUCUCACAGACUUACAGCUGUCAGCUAACACUUGCGUCUGUUUGCUGUAUGGACGUGAGAGACUGUAUAUGAGCGUAUUAGAAUA